Molecule: messenger RNA, 1713 nt
Organism: Metarhizium robertsii ARSEF 23
Lineage: Eukaryota; Fungi; Ascomycota; Sordariomycetes; Hypocreales; Clavicipitaceae
Product: CAIB/BAIF family enzyme
Exons: 4
Coding region: 1-1713 (570 amino acids)
Molecular function (GO): catalytic activity
Source: RefSeq, a predicted model, not a curated record
AUGGAACAAAGCGCUCCUUACUCUGUUCCCAGCAAUGCAGCCAAGGUCUUUCGCGAUGGCAUCCUGUCGAGUACGCUGACUCGGAAGCAUCUUCUCGAUGGGCCACUACAAAAAUAUGCCGACGCUGUGUCUUUUGAGGGACCAGAUAACCCUAUCCUUCCUGUGAACUGGCGUUUUGCCGAGAGCAUGUCUGCCCUAAAGGCGCUCGAGGCCGUUUAUGUAAAUGCCAUCCUCGAUAAGCUAUACGGUAUUGCUCCCCAGAAAGUCAAGAUUAAUACAAACCAUGCUAUUCUCUUUAUCAUGUCUCUUCAGCUUUGGUCUCUCGAUCCCGAGGGCAGAAAUGUGAAGUUCAUGGAUACUCGCGCGAGCCAAGAGGCCAAGGAUUUUUACCUGAGCAAAUUCCAGGACUUUGACUACUAUCGGUCCCUUGAUGGGCCUUACCGCUGCUGUACGUCAAAUAUCUACCGAACAGCUGAUGACAAGUUCUUCCACCUCCACGGCUCACUCAAUCCCGAUGUGGUCCUGGAUAUGCUCAAGCUGCCUCUACAGCCCCCGAAGGACCAUGACCAGUUUCACCAUGUAUUGCCCAUGUUUCGUGCCGCCCUCGGGCAAUGGAACGCCGAAGAUAUCGAUAAGUUAUCCAACGACGUUAUAAAGACGGCUGGUUCAGUCUGCUACAGCCUAGAAGAGUAUCGCAAGACGGAGAUGAGCCGAGCCAACGAACACGUUGGCCUCUGGGAAACAAUCCCGGCGAAUCAACACCAAAAACCUACGUGGUGGACCAAUUCUGCGGGUGAAAAGCCCAACGAUCCAUCUCGACCUCUUGCUGGACUGAAAGUUCUCGAUGCCACUAGGAUCAUAGCUGGGCCAGCCGUUACUCGCGGCCUAGCAGAACUGGGUGCCACCGUCCUCCGCAUCACUACGAAGACGCGAGUUCCCGACGCAACGAUUUACCACCCAGAAUUCAACUGGGGCAAACGCAAUGCGUCUCUCGACCUGUCGCAGGAAGCCGACCACGCCACAUUUAAGAAGCUCAUUUUGGAAUGCGACGUCUUUGUAUCGAGCUACCGUCCCACCGUGAUGGAGAAAUGGGGAUUUGGCGCGGACAAUGUUCUCGACUUUUGCAAAGAACGAGAAAAAGGCAUCAUCGUGGUGAGGCUCAAUUCAUAUGGGUGGAACGGGCCGAUGCGUGAGAGAAGUGGCUGGCAGCAAAUCUCGGAUGCGCACACCGGCGUGUCUUGGGAAUUUGGGCGCGCAAUGGGACAUGAAGAACCCGUGACACCUCUUUUCCCAAACAGCGACUUUUGUACCGGGAUAUCGGGAAUCUGCAGCGUCCUGGAUGCAGUUAUCCGUCGUGCAGAGCAAGGUGGUUCCUACAAAAUCAACCUCGCUCUCGACUAUUACAACAAUUGGCUGACUCGCAACGUGGGUGUGUAUCCCGAGCCUGUCUGGAAGAAGCUUCACCAGCACUACGGCUCACCCAUCUUUCGUCACGACGACCACAUGCUUGUUCUUAUUGGAAAGGUGUCGUCGCUUCUCCAGAGGCAUUCACCAGAGGUUUUCGAUCCACAGUACUUGGAGGAUCGCCCUUGUCCAAACCUGGGAAUCAACAUUCGAACAGUCAAGCCAGUCUUGCAGUUUGCGGAUGUGGUUCGUCCCGGGUUCGACAUUGGAACCAGGGGUAAUGGUGUGGAUGAACCUACGUGGGCUUAA